AUGAUAGAGAUAGAAGCGACAUCUAGCGGCGAGAAUCGGCAGUACCAGUUAUUAAGUGAGAUAAGUGAAGUGCAAUAUUAUAAAAGUGUUCAGAAGACAAACUGUACAAAUAAAAUCUUCAUCGCUGGAAAUAUUCAACCCCCAACAUCUACUUCAUCUGCAUAUAUGGACUCAUCACCAUCAACAGGACAGGAACAGAACAUCAACAGGCUUAUUGCUCUUUAUUAUAGUGCUCUGCGUGCAUCGCUGGCAAAUACUACGUUGUUAUUGUACAUGAGUAACAACGUGAAAAAGAACUGCGGAGCAUCUUCUGUGAAUGAUGCUACGGAGAAUUUGGUGAGGAAGAUGUCGUCGAUGGGGGACUCCCAGCCGCAGAAGGCUACUUCUUCUUCGCAAAAGAAGAUUUUUAUCAUACCGAAUCAUUAUUCUGUAUUAUUGAGAUACGUUGCUACUUUAUUCCUCUGUUAUGUUACAGCGCAACCUGGAGCAUUAGCUCGACUGGACCUUCUGUUAUCGGAGACCCAAGAAUUGAAGGAUAAGAUAAAUUCCAUGUUCAAAAUGCUGAGGGUGACGAGGAGAAACUCCCCUAAGGUUAGGGCCAGGCCUGUGUGCUUCCCCUUCAAGUCCAUUGCAGACCUGCUGGAAUUUAAUAAUGCCACCGACAAUUGUUUGACGAUGUUCUGCUUCGAAUUACACAACGACCUCUUCCGGAAUUUGUGUUGGCAUGGCUCCAAGAAGAACCGCGUGAAGGUGGCUCUCAAGUCGACGCGUUUUGCCGAAGCUUGCGAAGCUGCUAUGAAUCUCGACAAGGAUGGUAUGGAGAAGCCCACCUUGGACAAAUUUUCUACUACCAUGACAAAGGCAAUAAAGAAUGUCAAGGAAGGGUAUCGCAGGAAGAGAGCUGCUGUAAACGAGCUGGAAGAACAGCCUCCGCACCGUCGUGCUCGUGUUCUUUUGCCGAGGAACAAUCCAGCAAUCGUCGUCGAACAGCCGCCGCAUCAGGACGACAAUUAUGAGGAUGUCGAUCCUUUCCGACAAGAGCAACAGGCACCUGCCAACGUCGAAGAGGAGAACGAGGACGCUGAGGACGACCCUGCAGGGGAGGACCAGCACGAGGACGAAACUCAGUACGAGGAGCAGCAGGAGUAUCAGCAGGAGGAGCAACCCGAGGAACAGGACUACGAGCGCAACGAAAUCAACCUUAACGCCCUGCACUACGUCGACAAUGAAGAAUAG
Messenger RNA from Arctia plantaginis, 1236 nucleotides. NCBI's taxonomy places the organism in Eukaryota, Metazoa, Arthropoda, Insecta, Lepidoptera, Erebidae. The record is from the annotation of a GenBank genome assembly.